Molecule: messenger RNA, 218 nt
Organism: Ambispora leptoticha
Lineage: Eukaryota; Fungi; Glomeromycota; Glomeromycetes; Archaeosporales; Ambisporaceae
Source: the annotation of a GenBank genome assembly
ACUCACAGAGUGAGGGCACUAACGUGCCUGAUGAAGAUUUCUGGCCCUAUGAUCCAGAUUGUUUCUCUGAUGGCGACCCACAAAGUAAGGAUGCUAUCGCAUCUGUUGAUUCCUCCAGUAACAACGAAGAUGAAAAUGGCGUGGCCCAGCUUCUAACUGAAAAUAUCUUUGAUAAUUCGGAAGAUGAAAGAAUUUUUAACGAAGCAUUUGACGGAUAG